AUGACUCCUCCUCCUCCUCAAUCCGUCCAACUCAUCUCCGACUGUUUCAUCAAACCGUCCCAACUUCCCGAUGGUUCGAACCGUCCUCUCCACUUGCCGCCGUGGGAUCUCACCAUGCUCUCUGUCCACUACAUCCAAAAGGGCCUCCUCUUCCCUCUCCCUCCCCGCUGCCUCCAACCUGGCUUCGACCGCCCCGCUUUCAUCCAUUCUUUCUUGGAAAAACUCAAGCGCUCUCUCUCUUCCGCCCUCUUCCACUUCUACCCACUCGCUGGCCGCCUCGCCACCCUCAAGCAAACCGACCCCCCGUUCUACACUGUUUUCGUCGACUGCGCCAACAGCCCUGGGGCCCGGUUUAUCCAUGCCACGCUCGGAAUGACCGUGGCCGACAUACUCUCCCCUACGUACGUCCCGGAUGUCGUCCAGUCCUUCUUCGACCAUGACCGGGCGAUCAACCAUGACGGUCAUACCCUGUCCCUGCUGUCCGUGCAGGUCACCGAGCUUGCCGAUGGAGUCUUCAUUGGGCUCUCCAUGAACCACGCCAUCGGCGAUGGCACCUCCUUCUGGCUAUUCUUCAACUCGUGGUCUGAGAUCUUCCAAGCGCAAGAGAAAGGCGCCGUCGAUGUUUUUCAGCUAUCGCGUCCCCCAGUCCUGACCAGAUGGUUCCCGGAAAACCAUCCCGGCCCAUUGAGCCUCCCUUACACGGAUGAUCCCUCAUCAUUCCUCGCCCGCUACGAAGCCCCCGAGCUUAGGGAGCGAGUCUUCCACUUCUCAGCUGACGCCAUUGCGGGGCUCAAGGCAGAGGCGAACCGGCAAUGUGGCACCACCAAUAUCUCGUCCUGGCAGUCCCUGACUGCCCUCGUAUGGCGGUGCAUCACGCGCGCCCGCCGCUUCCCACCCAACCAGGUCACAGGUUGUCGGAUGGCUGCGAGCAAUCGGGCACGGCUGGACCCUCAGCUCUCGCCGGAAUAUUUCGGAAACUCAAUCACGCCAUUGAGGACGGCGGCGACAGUGGGGGAGCUGCUAGGUAGCGGCCUUGGGUGGGCAGCGCAACUGUUGCAUGCGGCGGUGGCAGGGCACAGCAACGCAAAGCUGAGGGAGUGGAACGAGGAUUGGAUAAAGAGGCCACAGGUCUACCACAUGGAUAAGACGUUCGAUCGGCACAGCAUCAUGAUGGGGAGCUCGCCACGGUUCGACAAGUACGGCAACGAGUUCGGGCUGGGGAAGGCCGUGGCUCUGCGAAGCGGAUAUGCUUUCAAGUUCGACGGCAAGGCCUCAGGCUAUCCAGGCCGCGAGGGAGGUGGGAGUGUCGACCUUGAGAUCUGCCUUCCACCGGUGACGAUGGCACUCCUCGAAGCCGACCCGGAAUUCAUGGCCGCCGUGACGGUUUCGUAGGUCGAAGGGCCAACAUAACACGUUGGUUAUGUGCAAGUCGAGUCAAUGCCAUUAGGAGGUAUAAGGAUUGGUUGUUUGACUUGGAAUUUUAAGUUGACUCAAUUUUUUCUUUGUCUAUUGUGACUAUAUUAUGGGUUUGUCUUCUAUA
Molecule: messenger RNA, 1540 nt
Organism: Eucalyptus grandis
Lineage: Eukaryota; Viridiplantae; Streptophyta; Magnoliopsida; Myrtales; Myrtaceae
Exons: 1
Coding region: 1-1392 (463 amino acids)
Source: RefSeq, a predicted model, not a curated record